AUGCGGCUGGAAUCUUUAAACAAAGGAGAUCAAAAGGAGACUGAGAAUAACCGGAAGAUACCGCGUAUUCUCACUUCAUUCACUUCACCAUGGACUCGAGUUAUCCAACAACGUUUGUUCAAAGUUCUCCUCAAACAGGCAGUGAAUCUUCAGGUAGAAAAAUUUUCUGGGGUAAGUACAAGCGGACUAACCAAACUUCGACCGGAGGUUACCCUGACUCUUAUUGCCUUGACAAUCAUCGCAAUUCUCCUGAAUGUUAUCCUCUCCGUUCGAUGUGCUCUAACUAAGUGCUACUUCGAUUCUCUCCGCCGGGGUGAACGUGAUCAUUGUCUGGGCAAGUGGCUCUGUUUCGAGCGCUCUGAGCCAUCUCUGCCAUGGGAGAAAGGUCAUCGACCUAAUCAGGAGGGUCAGCAUUACAGCCUCAUGCUGCCCCCAUCUCCUCCCCUGCCACCUCCAGCAUUCUACACACCCUACCAUCAGGUGAAGUUCAUUUGCCCAUUUUCUCAAAAAAGUCUUGCGUAG
Molecule: messenger RNA, 522 nt
Organism: Rodentolepis nana
Lineage: Eukaryota; Metazoa; Platyhelminthes; Cestoda; Cyclophyllidea; Hymenolepididae
Source: the annotation of a GenBank genome assembly